UGAAUUUUACUUCAUUUCAGGAAUUCAAUUCACGAAAAUCACAGACGAAACUUCGUAGUUUAGAGUUGUAAUCAAUUCCUAAUAUUUUUUUAUUAAUUUCGUACUUUUUGAAGUUCAAUGAAUACCCCAGUGUUUAAAUAGUGCUGGACUUUAAUCAAGCUAUCCAGUUUAUCGUGAUUACGUAUUUUAUUGUGUUAUUUGUAACUUUUGAGAUAUAGCGAACAAAAUUUCAAUAGAAAAUGAAUUUCCUAGUUUCCUUUGGGUUCUUAUUAUAUGUUAUAGUAAUAUGUCAAGGGUCGGGCACAGACAUUGCUUUAGAUGCCAAAGCUAGUUUGUUACAUCGCAUAGAUAGUUUGAACCUGCUGAUAUACACUUGUCUUCUCACACUUACGGUGCUCACUAUUUGGGUUUUUAAACAUCGACGAGUGAGCUGGAUUCACGAGACAGGAUUGGCCGUAAUAUAUGGUCUUAUAGUAGGGGCAAUAAUAAGAUAUUCAGGAACAACAAACCAGGUCACACGCAUUGAUGUGCACCCGGCACCUGAUACCAAGUACAACCUGUCGGUGCCACCAGACAUGCUUCGGUUCCAUUUUCCUGAUAAGAUUCAGAUCUCUUCUGGUGAGGUCCCUGUACCAAAUAAAACUUAUGCCUACAGCUUUAGAGGUGAGAUAGUAAAUGUGGAACAAAAUGAAAUAGAUCUUAAGGCUACAUUUGAUCCUGAAAUAUUCUUCAAUAUAAUUCUACCUCCUAUCAUCUUUCAUGCUGGAUAUUGCUUGAAAAGGAAAUAUUUCUUCCGCAACCUCGGUGCCAUAUUAACAUUCGCAAUGGUGGGCACCGCAUUAUCGGCGCUUGUGAUUGGAUCCCUCAUGUAUGGGUGCGUGCAGCUCAUGCCAGCUUCUCUCGCCUCGAGUUUCACAUUUCUGGACACGCUGUAUUUUGGUGCCUUGAUCUCUCCGACGGAUCCACUCACAGUGCUAGCUAUAUUUUCCCAGUUAAAAGUCGACGUAAAUUUAUAUGCUAUGAUUUUCGGUGAGAGCGUUCUUAAUGAUGCAGUGGCUUUAGUACUUAGCGGUGCUAUUCAAAACUACGAAAAGAGGUACUCAAAUGAUGGUGGCUUUGAAAUAACCGCUUUCUUGGCGGCCAUCGGCGACUUCAUCGGGAUAUUCAGUCUCUCCCUGCUGGUUGGGGCCCUGAUGGGGUGCCUCACUGCACUGAUGACGAAGUUCACCCACGUGCGAGACUGGCCGCUGCUGGAGUCUGCAUUGUUUGUCCUCAUGUCGUACGCCGCCUUCCUCAUAGCUGAAGUGUGCGAAUUAACAGGAGUAGUGGCGGUACUUUUCUGCGGCAUCUGCCAAGCUCACUACACGUACAACAACCUAUCAUCGGACUCACGCAACCGCACCAAACAACUGUUCGAGCUACUCAACUUCUUGGCCGAGAACUUCAUAUUCACCUACAUCGGAGUCUCCAUGUUCACGUUCCCGAAGCACCACUUCGAUCCAUGGUUUAUCAUCGCUGGAUUUGUAACUUCAACUCUUGGUCGGGCUGUGAACAUUUAUCCUCUGUCGUUCCUCUUAAAUCUCGGACGGAAACCUCCAAUACCAAUGAACUUCCAACACAUGCUAUUUUUCUCUGGUCUCCGAGGAGCGAUGUCGUUCGCGCUGGCGAUCCGCAACACCGUGUCGGACGCGAGACAAGCCAUGCUGACAACCACCUCGCUCAUCGUCAUCGCCACUGUGGUGCUGCAGGGCGGCGCCGCUACACACGCCCUCGCCUAUCUGCGUAUACCCACCGGACAAGGACAAAACGACGAAAGCGAUGCCCUUCCCUACCGCGAUGUACGAAGUCUGUACCGGGCCACGGACACGGGCGGAUCGAAUGGCCGCAUGGUAGUUAGGUGGGACAAAGGAGAUAGUGCAGUGGUUAUGCCUUGGCAACUAAAAUACGAAGAAACGCCGCGCGAAGGAGGGGAGAAGGCCCGCUUGGCGCGGCUGUGGGGGGCGGUGGACUCGAAGCUGCUGAAGCCGCUGCUGACGCACGCGCGCCCGCCGCUCACCGACACGUUGCCCGGCUUCAUGAGACCCGUCGCCCGGGUGCUCACCACCACGCAUCAGUACACGCAAGGAAUAUCGUCGGAGCACGUAACUUUUUUCUAUAAUAACAGUAAUGACAACAGUCUCCGCAGGACAGACUCCGAUUCCGACCUCUGUAUCGACGAGCCCCAACCAGUACCAACAAGCAUUGAUCCACAGCUGUCAAUUAAUGUUCGGAACGGAUAUGGGCAUGUGUAAUCUUUGUAGUGCUAGUGAAUAUCGGCUGUGAUAUAAAUGGAUUAAGUUUUUAGAAAAUUUGAAAUUAAUACAUAGAUUAAACAUUUUGACAUUGCACGCAGCAAUUAUGGCCCGGACACGUGGACACGCGCAUCUCAGUGGAAGGUAUCACAGGAAGUAAUAUAUAAUCUGCUUUCAAUGAGAUAUAUUUUUAUAAGCUCUGUGUGCCACACUUUGUAUGUUUGUACUGUUAGCUUCUGUAAGAUCAAUGUUUAACAUAGAAACAUGUAAUACAAUUAUACGUAUUGUUAAUAUGUUAAUGUGAAAUGAAGCUGAACUUUAAAAAGCGGAUUGAUAGCAAGAUACAGUUUUGAUUUUAAGUUUUUCUUUGCGGCUUCUGUAUAUUAAGCUGUUGUCUGACAUAUGCCAUCGGCACACCAGUUUAUUCGGGUAAAAAUGUGAUAUUUUUAACAAAGACUCCAUGAAAACUGAUGUAGCAAAUUUUAAAAUAAAUAUUUAAUUUUUAGAUAUUUUUUUGGUAGUUGUUUUAAUUGGUCUUGUAAAGUAAAUUGAUAUGGUGUAGCAUUUUUAUGUGUAACCACUUAUGUUAAAAUCUAAUCUUCCAUCCCAUUUUUAAAUCAUCAAUAGUCAGAGCACCCAGUUCCGAAUUUUUAUUUACCAAUUUAAGAAUUUAUUUUGAAAAAAAAAAAAGGAUCUGAUGUUUAUAUUUAUGUAAAAAUGAAUAGCACGAAAUUAUUAACAUUCAAUAUCAUAUUAUUAUAUGCAAUCCAAGUUAUAUUGAUUCAAUUACCCGUAUCAUGCUAUUCAAAGUGAGCGACACGAGACUCACUUGUGAUCAAAGUUUGCUACUAAAGUUUUGUAAUCAGAUGUCAAACGUGGUAAUGUUGUGGCAAAUAAAGUAUUUAAUAUCCUGUCCCACUACAAUUAGUGACUAAAAGCAAUCUUUUAGUCUUCACCUAAGACACGGUAAGUAAGACACUGAGAUCGUUUAAAAUUCAUUUUCUUAUUUAUGGAUAAUUGAAGCGAUAUAACUUGGUGGACCAAUUUCUGGUAAUAAAUUAUAAUCUUAAGUCACUCUUGGUGGCAUCAAACUCAGAUGUCAUGUAGUUUAAUACAUUUAUUUGUCAUUCACUGAUACAUGUUUAUAAUAUAUACUUGUUGAAACAAAUAUUUGUUUCCCAUGUGUUAAUACAUUUAUUACAAAUGUAGUACAUUACAUUUUUUACAUUUGGUAUACCUUAUUUAGAUCUAGUCCCUCUUCUUUAGAUUUGAAGAUAGAUAUUUGUCAGGUCUUUCCACUUAUGGUUUGAUCACAAAGAAAGAGAACGUUAUUUUCAAUUAUAAUUGAAAAUUCCAAAUUAUAUAACAAGAUGUCCAUGGAAUGGACAUAGUUUCCUAAUUUAAUUAGAUGAGAGAUUUUUCAGGCAGAGAGUGGUCACGCGGCCAAGCGCUUAAGUUUUGCGUUCUCUUUGUUGAAAAAAAGGAGCGACAUGCAAUCGACUGCAAGAACGCUCUGUGUCGGAUAAGCCCCUAAUGUGUUUUUGUUUUUGUUAAAAUAUUCUGUUAUUGUUCUAACAAAAUAUUUGAAGGUUUGUGAAACCAUAUGUAGGUAAUAAUUAUAUAUUUCUUAAGUUAUUCUUAAAGUUAGAAAAUAAUUACUUUAUGGUUUUAAUAAUAUCUUUUGCAUUUUUCUGCGAGCUUUAUAAAUAGCUUUCAGAAAUAAAUAAACACCAUACUUUUUGUAUACUACACAUGAUGUUAGCUCUAAUUGAGUGUUUCCACAGGGUUCUUUUGUUUCUUCAUGUGUUUAUAGUGUUUACAAAAAACUUACGUUUGUCAAUCAUUUGCUUGUGCACGAAUCAUUUUUGCAACUAUGCAAUUGAUUUACUGUAAUAAAAUUUGAAUUCAA
Messenger RNA from Plodia interpunctella (Indianmeal moth), 4200 nucleotides. It is a transcript of the gene Nhe3, whose product is annotated as Na[+]/H[+] hydrogen exchanger 3. NCBI's taxonomy places the organism in Eukaryota, Metazoa, Arthropoda, Insecta, Lepidoptera, Pyralidae. The record is from RefSeq and is a predicted model, not a curated record. Gene Ontology annotation, molecular function: potassium:proton antiporter activity; sodium:proton antiporter activity. Gene Ontology annotation, biological process: proton transmembrane transport; sodium ion import across plasma membrane; potassium ion transmembrane transport. The transcript has 17 exons. Gene Ontology annotation, cellular component: plasma membrane; recycling endosome. The coding region runs from base 240 to 2291 and encodes 683 amino acids.